AUGAAUCUGAAUGAUACGUCUCUGGCAUUGUUGGCUUCUUCCAUGGACAGCACCGCUGGAUUUUUGAAAACUAAACUUUCGGGGAUCUGGAAGUGCACCUCAUGGUGGCAGGUCCUUAUCACAUUAACUCUAGGUGUGAUUGUUUACGAUCAAGUUCUGUAUUUAUUGAAAAAGGGAACGAUCGCUGGACCCCGUUUCAAAGUUUGGCCAGUUAUUGGCCCAUUUUUGGAAAGUUUAGAUCCUAAAUUUGAAGAGUACAUGGAAAAAUGGAAUUCUGGCCCGUUAUCCUGUGUCUCGAUUUUCCAUAAGUUUGUGGUUAUUGCAUCUUCGAGGGACUUGGCAAGAAAAAUUUUAAGUUCGCCCAAGUACGUGAAGCCAUGCGUGGUGGAUGUUGCGGUGAAGAUUUUGAGACCUACAAAUUGGGUAUUUUUGGAUGGUAAAGCUCACGUUGACUACAGGAGAUCGUUGAACGGAUUGUUUUCUCAAAAAGCCCUUGAGAUAUAUAUCCCUGUCCUUGAGAAGUACAUGGAUAUCUACCUUGAUAGGUUCAUCGGAUAUGAGGGUCCAAGAACCUUUUUCCCUGAGUUUAGAGAGUUGCUUUGUGCUUUGUCCUUGCGUACCUUCUGCGGAGAUUACAUCACAGAAGAACAAAUUGCCUUGAUUGCUGAUAAUUAUUUCAAAAUCACUGCUGCCUUGGAGUUGGUGAAUUUCCCAAUCAUUAUUCCAUACACCAAGACCUGGUAUGGUAAAAAGAUUGCCGAUGACACAAUGAAAAUCUUUGAAAGCUGUGCAGCGAAGGCUAAAAAACACAUAAAUGAGGAGGGUGGAAAACCAGGUUGUGUAAUGGAUGAAUGGAUUUAUCUUAUGAAGGAAGCAAGAGCAAAUCACAAAGAGGACCCAGACUCAAAGCUUCUUAUCAGAGAUUUUUCAAAUAAAGAAAUCUCUGAGGUUAUCUUUACUUUCCUCUUUGCAUCUCAGGAUGCCUCAUCAUCGUUGGCUUGUUGGUUGUUUCAAAUUGUCGCGGAUCGUCCCGAUAUUGCACGGAAGAUUAGAGAAGAACAACUAUUAGUCAGAGACAAUGAUCCCCUGAGGCCACUUACUUUGGAAAUGAUUAACAAGAUGAAAUAUACCAAUUGUGUUGUAAAAGAGUCAUUGCGCUACAGACCGCCUGUUCUUAUGGUCCCCUACGUUGUCAAACAGAGUUUUCCCGUAACACUGGAGUAUACAGCUCUGAAAGGCUCGAUGAUCGUUCCUACAUUAUAUCCAGCUCUCCAUGAUCCUGAGGUUUAUCCUGAGCCUGAUUCUUUCAUACCGGAAAGGUGGGAAAACCCCACCGGUGAUAUGGACAAAAGAAGCUGGUUAGUUUUCGGUACUGGACCUCAUGUUUGUCUUGGUAAAGUGUACGUGCUCAUGAUGUUCACAGGCAUGUUGGGUAAAUUUCUCAUGAACAGCGAGAUAAAGCACACCGUGACUCCACUUUCUGAAAAGAUUAAGGUCUUCGCUACUAUCUUUCCAAAGGACGACUUGAUCCUCGAAUGGACCGCAAGGAACCCACACUCUUUGGACUAG
Molecule: messenger RNA, 1569 nt
Organism: Candidozyma auris
Lineage: Eukaryota; Fungi; Ascomycota; Pichiomycetes; Serinales; Metschnikowiaceae
Product: C-22 sterol desaturase
Exons: 1
Coding region: 1-1569 (522 amino acids)
Biological process (GO): sterol metabolic process
Molecular function (GO): monooxygenase activity; heme binding; iron ion binding
Source: RefSeq, a predicted model, not a curated record